Messenger RNA from Eriocheir sinensis (Chinese mitten crab), 1262 nucleotides. RefSeq names its product UPF0598 protein CG30010-like. Bases 323 to 1024 code for a protein of 233 amino acids. The record is from RefSeq and is a predicted model, not a curated record. Lineage: Eukaryota; Metazoa; Arthropoda; Malacostraca; Decapoda; Varunidae. The transcript has 4 exons.
AAUUUGUUUACAUUCUGCCUCCCGCACGGCACCACUCGGCUGCCUCACGGAAGAAGACGCAAAAAGACAUUAAAUAAGAGCUGCAACCUUUCCAGUGGCUUACUUAGACCCAAAAAACACUGAAGAAGAGGAGAUACAACCUUUUCUCACAAAUCUAGCCGCCCUACAAGACACAGCUCACCCUACACAGGCACAAAAUCUUGGGUCAACCUUCUGCAAGCCCUACCAACUGUGUUUUCAUGGCUAAGUGAAUUAGAGCAAAGGAUCAAGAGAAGGCAGACGAAGAACCUUAUAGAUCACGAGAAGGUUCUGAGGAUCCACUAUGUUGUUGCCCCGCCCUUUGACCUGGCGGGUGACCUCUGCCCUCCGGCCCCUGCUGUGUGGGCGCGGGGGCGGGGCGCGGCAGAUCCACUACGAGCAGGGACAGUCCCCGAGGAAGGGCAUCAGGGAGUACUUCUACUACAUCGAUCAUCAGGGCAUGCUCUUUUUGGAUGAUGCCAGAAUGAAAAAUUUCACUUCCUGUUUUAAAGAAAAGAAAUUCCUUCAGUUUUUCUUUAGCCGUAUUCAGCUGAACGAGACAGACAGCUACCCAGAGUUUCCGUUCCUUUCACUGUGUGGCCGAGAGAGAAACUACAUCCGCUGUGACGACCUGCCUCUUGUCUUCACACACCAGACUACAAAGGAAACACCAGAGGGCACCAAAGAGGAACAUUUUGCCUAUGGCAAUGCUGGAGACACCAUGACACUGCCCUUCCAACCCUCCGAGCUAUGCAUGCAGGUAGAGACUGGCCGAGUGUACCACCCAGCCAUGGACCGUAUGGGAGGUGUGGGCUUGGUCAGAUCAAAGCUUGCCAUUCAGCUUUCAACACACUUUAUAUUUGGUGAUGGUGAUGAACAGCCACCAACACACAUUCAUUGGAGAGGGAAGGAGGUGAAGUUGAGCCAGAGUGUUGUGCCCAUCCUUGAGAGCCUUGAGCAUGUCAGGAGAUACAGCUUGGGACUGGAGUAUGGUUCUGAAGGAUAGAGGAAAAAGCUGCAGGAGUACAAAGUAGUGGUCAGAGACAAAAAAUGGUGCUUCAGGGAAAGCAGAAAGUGAGUAGAGGUGUGUGCAAAAAGUACCGGAAGUGGCUAGGUAUUAGAGGGUGAGGUAGAGGAAGUUGUUCAUUUGUUUAGGAUGUUUUUCUUUUAAAUGGGAAAAUGUGUGUGUGUGUGUGUGUGUGUGUGUGUGUAGUGUAACCUCUAUAUGCUCUUGGUCUUAUUUA